UAUAAAGCACGAAACUCACCUGCUCACUUUGUGGCGAGUUCGGAGUAUUGUUGUCAACGGUGUUUACUUUGAGUAUUCAGUUGUUGAUAGCGUUUUUCUUGUUGAGUAUGGGACAGCGACAAUCUCGUAAAGAGAAAGCGGAGGGUGGUGAAUGUGUGCACGGGAUCAGUCCCGGUGCAUCACUUACACCCACCGACCACAAGGCGGAGGUCCAUCCUCGUUCCGACGAGACGCCUGAGUGUGUCGGUGAGGGAGGCGGGCAGGAGAGAGGGGGAGACAAGGCCAAGAAGAAGAGGAAGAGAAAGAGGUUUCGGAGAUUUACCUCUUUCUUCUCUUACUUGUCUCGUCCCAAAUCCACCAGGGCUCAUGAUGAGCAGGUGGAGCAGGGUGAGGUGGACCAGGACACCGAUGAAGCCCCAUCGAGGUGUACUGAUGAUCAGACUUCUCUACAGGACGUCGUCUGUACUGUAGAGGAGGAUGAUGAUCAUCAGGAGCCUCCUACCAGUGAUCCUGAGGUCCUUGCCGCUCCCGAUGACCAGCAAAUGAUGGACACCCAUCCUCAAGAUCAGGACGGUCCAGCCAGUCCGUCAGCAGGUGAGAAUGAUUCCCAUCUGCUGAGACAGCUGGACUGUGAGGAGAUCGUGAGGAUUGAGGAACACAUUUGCUGGAAAUAUGUCAUCGGCAAAAAGAUGGGGGAAGGAUCAUACGGCUCAGUGUAUGAAGGGACCCGCUGUGAGGACGGCCUUCAGGUGGCUGUCAAAAUCACAGCGAAGACGGAGAAAGAGCCGUACCUCAGCCUUCCUGACCAUCCCAGACCAGUACCUCUAGAAGUGGCCCUGACAGUUCUGGCCAAUCAAGGCCCGAGCUGUCGCCACAUUAUAGAGCUGCUGGACUGGCAAGACCAUCUUGACCAGUACAUCAUGGUCCUAGAGCGGCCCUCACCCUGCAUGGACAUGCACGAUUUCUGGCUGCAUUAUGACGGGCUCUUCACUGAGGGGAUGGCCCGUCAUUUCAUGCAGCAGGUUAUAGACGCUGCUGUCGUGUGCUGUUCCCGGGGGGUCUUCCAUCGCGAUAUCAAGAUGCCGAACCUCCUGGUCAACAUAGAGACCCUGGAGGUGAAGCUGAUUGAUUUCAGCUGUGGGGACCUCCUGAAGAGCACCAAGUACAAAUCCUACAGUGGGACAGCGAGGUACUGCCCUCCUGAAUAUUUUCAGAAGGGCGAGUACCAUGGGAAACAGGCGACCGUGUGGUCACUGGGAGUGCUCCUCUUCCGGAUGAUCACCAGCCUUUUCCCCGAGAGCAGCGAUAUCAGUCUGAUGGACACUGAUAUCUGGUCCAAGCCAGGCUUCUCCAAUGAAUGCUGCUGCUUUAUCAGAGGUUGUCUGAAGAACGACCCGGAGUGCAGGAUUCAUCUGGAUGAGUUGCUCUUCCAUGACUGGUUUAAGUGGUAAAGAAGAGCAUACCUGUGUCAUUUUGGCGAAAUCUAGCACAGGCCGUGCACAUGGUCUGUCCGGGUCCCUGCGGCGCUUUAGGCCAGGUUUCAGCAGGAGCAGGUCGCAGG
Labeo rohita (rohu) is the source of this 1561-nucleotide messenger RNA. Its product is annotated as serine/threonine-protein kinase pim-2. The record is from RefSeq and is a predicted model, not a curated record. Gene Ontology annotation, biological process: negative regulation of apoptotic process; protein autophosphorylation; regulation of mitotic cell cycle. The coding region runs from base 108 to 1451 and encodes 447 amino acids. Gene Ontology annotation, cellular component: cytoplasm. The transcript is spliced from 7 exons. Lineage: Eukaryota; Metazoa; Chordata; Actinopteri; Cypriniformes; Cyprinidae. Gene Ontology annotation, molecular function: protein serine/threonine kinase activity; ATP binding.